AUGCCAGACUUUGCAGCAGAUCUUCUUCGUUCAUUCCCUGUAUCGCUCCUCUUAUCGGGGUUAUUUGCAAUGGGUCUACUCUCAUGGCUGCGCCCUAGCGGGCGGAUCUCGUUCUUCCACGCCAAGGACAAUAAGCUCCUUCUGACCAAAGUAUCGGGGAAGACUGGCGCAAAGGAGCAGACAACCCUGGUGGAUGUCUGCCGUGAUGCGACUCCGGAGACCUGUCAUCUCAAUCCUUUUCUGUUCAACGGCCAUCUGCAGACCGCCUGGACGGUGAUGAAGCAUGACAAUGUCCCUGUUUACUACAAGCGGAAGAUGUUCGAGUCGGAAUCCCCCAUGUUCACAGGACAGUAUGCCAUAGAUUUCGUCGUCAAGCCUUAUGACAUGCCUCCGGAGGGUGAACUUACUGACCAGGCCCGCAAAUACACUCAACCAGAGGGUCUGCCACCUCGAACCUCGUUCUAUUCACCAGAAGAGCUCUCCGCUCUGCCCUCGGACGACACAAAGCCUAUGCUUGUUGUCCUUCACGGUCUGAGCGGCGGCUCUCACGAAGUCUACUUGCGACACGUCCUUGCCCCUCUCAUUGAAGAUGGUCUGUGGGAAGCGUGCGUUGUGAACUCGAGGGGAUGCGCGCAGACAAAGAUCAGUACCGGGGUUCUCUACAAUGCUCGUGCAACUUGGGAUAUUCGCGAGGCGGUCAACUGGAUCAGAAAGACGUUCCCUAACCGACCUCUGUUUGGCAUUGGGUUCUCACUUGGUGCCAACAUUCUUGCCAACUAUCUUGGUGAAGAGGGUGACAAUUGCCAAUUGAAGGCUGCUGUUAUCUGCGCCAGUCCUUGGAACCUGGAUAUUGGCUCUGCCUAUCUUCAAAGUACUUGGCUGGGCAAAGAAGUGUAUAGCAAGACGAUGGGUACCAGCAUGAAGAACCUUUUCGAAUCACACGUCGAACAGGUCUCCAAGAACCCUCGCAUCGACGUUGACGCCGUGCGAAGCAUCACCUACUUGCAUGAGUUUGACCGCGCUCUGCAAUGCCCAACAUGGGGAUAUCCCACCGAAGGCGCAUACUACCGGGAUGCCGCAUCCACCGAUGCCAUGCUGUCCAUCCGCAUUCCCUUCCUCAGCGUGCAGGCCGAGGAUGACCCCAUUGCUUGCCGCGACGCACUCCCCUUCCAGGAAAUGACCCAAACACCAUACGGAGUCAUGUUAACCACUUCAUGGGGCGGCCACCUCGGCUGGUUCGAAUUCGGAGGAGACAGAUGGUUCGUCAAGCCAGUGACGAACUUCCUGAACAAGAUGGCUCGGGAGAUCGACACCCAGAUUCCGGGAGUUGUGGAGCACCCGGAGAAACUGCCCGGACGGAUCGCCCACCACGCUGGCUUGGACAAGGAUCCCGACGUGGCACCCAAGCCUGUCUUUAACCCUGUGCACCGCAGACUCGAUAUGAAGCUGGCGCAGUAG
Penicillium cinerascens is the source of this 1458-nucleotide messenger RNA. RefSeq names its product putative hydrolase, alpha/beta fold family. Gene Ontology annotation, molecular function: monoacylglycerol lipase activity; acetylesterase activity. Lineage: Eukaryota; Fungi; Ascomycota; Eurotiomycetes; Eurotiales; Aspergillaceae. Gene Ontology annotation, biological process: medium-chain fatty acid catabolic process; medium-chain fatty acid biosynthetic process. The record is from RefSeq and is a predicted model, not a curated record. Bases 1 to 1458 code for a protein of 485 amino acids. The transcript has 5 exons.